AUGGCCACAACACUAAACAAACACAUAACUUUUGUCUUGUCGCUGUUUUUGAUUGUGCUUAUUGCGUUUCCAGUUGUAAAUGCGAUGCUUCUUCAAGACAUAUAUGCAUUUUGCAAAGAAACAAAUAAUGUGAACUUCUGCUUGAAAUAUAUUGGAACGGACAAACGUAUAUUAGCUGCACGCAAUCUCAACGACGUGCUUUUGAUUGCGUUUUCUCAGUGCAAAAUUCAAGUGAGUGAAGCAGCCAAACAUAUCAACAAAGUCCGCCAAAAGUUUAGUGGUCCAAUUGGGAAAGAACGGAUCAAGUUUUGUGAGAGGAACUACGGUUUGGCGUCAGGUUUAUUCCAAGAAGCGUAUGAAACAGGACAACAAAAAGUACUUGCAUACAGGGCUCACUUAUCUGCAAAGGUCGGCUCAACCUAUGUGCGCGAGUGCGAAGAAGAGUGGAAAAAGAAUGGUCCAAUACAAAAAUCCCCUGUAACUUAUUAUAACACAAAUGUUAUAAAACUAUCUUCUAUUAUUCGUGUUAUUAUCGACAAGUUGUACAUGAAUUAA
Molecule: messenger RNA, 555 nt
Organism: Camelina sativa (false flax)
Lineage: Eukaryota; Viridiplantae; Streptophyta; Magnoliopsida; Brassicales; Brassicaceae
Product: pectinesterase inhibitor 5-like
Biological process (GO): negative regulation of catalytic activity
Molecular function (GO): pectinesterase inhibitor activity
Source: RefSeq, a predicted model, not a curated record